Messenger RNA from Arachis duranensis, 1839 nucleotides. Its product is annotated as heat shock cognate 70 kDa protein-like. Gene Ontology annotation, molecular function: ATP-dependent protein folding chaperone; misfolded protein binding; ATP hydrolysis activity. Lineage: Eukaryota; Viridiplantae; Streptophyta; Magnoliopsida; Fabales; Fabaceae. Bases 4 to 1839 code for a protein of 611 amino acids. Gene Ontology annotation, cellular component: cytoplasm. The record is from RefSeq and is a predicted model, not a curated record. Gene Ontology annotation, biological process: protein refolding; cellular response to unfolded protein. The transcript is spliced from 2 exons.
AGAAUGGCAACAAAACAUAAGGGUCGUGCAAUAGGAAUCGAUCUUGGAACUACCUACUCCUGUGUUGCUGCAUGGGAAGAACAGAAUGGUCGUGCAGAGAUUAUUGUAAAUGAUCAAGGCAACAGAACAACACCUUCUUUUGUUGCCUUCACUGAUUCUCAAAGAUUGAUUGGUGAUGCUGCUAAAAAUCAAGCUGCAGCUAACCCCUCCAACACAGUCUUUGAUGCUAAAAGGUUGAUUGGCAGAAAAUUCAAAGACCCCACAAUUGAGAAUGAUCUUAAGUUAUGGCCAUUCAAGGUUGUAUCUGGUGAUGAUGACAAACCAAUGAUUAUGGUGAACUACAAAGGCAAGGAAAAGUGUCUUGCUGCUGAAGAAAUCUCAUCUAUGAUCCUCACAAAGAUGAAGGAGAUUGCUGAGGCCUAUUUGGAGUCUUCUGUGAACAAUGCAGUGAUUACAGUUCCUGCAUACUUCAAUGACUCGCAGCGAAAAGCCACCAAGGAUGCUGGUGUCAUUGCCGGCCUUAAUGUGAUUAGAAUCAUCAACGAACCAACUGCUGCAGCUCUUGCAUAUGGCCUUCAAAAGAGAGACAAAUGUUCCGGAAAGCGUAAUGUUUUCAUAUUUGAUCUUGGUGGUGGCACCUUUGAUGUGUCUCUGGUCACAAUAGAAAAUGAAGUCUUUGAAGUUAAGGCCACUGCCGGAGACACUCAUCUGGGAGGGGAAGAUUUUGAUAACAGAAUGGUGAGUCACUUGGUACAAGAGUUCAAAAGAAAGAACAGAGUUGACAUUACUAGGGAUCCCAGAUCAUUGAGGAGGUUGAGAAAUGAAUGUGAGAAGGCGAAAAGGACACUCUCACAUGCUAAUGAGACUACUAUUGAGAUAGAUGCUUUGUUUCAAGGCAUUGACUUUCGUUUCUCUAUAACUCGUGCAAGGUUUGAAGAACUCAACAGGGACUUGUUUGUGAAGUGCAUGGAGAUUGCUCAGAAGUGUCUUGAUGAUGCUAAGAUGCAGAAAAGAGAGAUACAUGAUGUGGUCCUUGUUGGUGGAUCUUCUAGAAUCCCAAAAGUGCAGAGUUUAUUACACAACUUCCUUGAAGGGAAGGAUCUUUGCAAGAGUAUCAACCCAGAUGAAGCUGUUGCUUAUGGUGCUGCAAUUCAAGCUGCUUUGCUUAGUGAAAGUUAUAGCAUUGUGCCAAACAUGGUGCUAGUUGAUGUCACUCCUUUGUCUCUUGGUAUAGCCACUCAUGGAGAUUUGAUGAGUGUAGUGAUUCCGAGAAAUACUGCCAUUCCUGUUAAUAUGGGUUCUGUAUUUGUCACAAUUGAAGAUUAUCAAUCUGCUGCUACAUUCCCAGUUUAUGAAGGUGAAAGGUCAAAAGCUAGUGAAAAUAAUUUGCUGGGUUUAUUUUCGCUUUCGGGGCUUCCUCUUGUUCCUCGAGGCCAUCCUAUCAAUGUUAGCUUUGAACUUGAUUUUGAUGGUAUCUUAAAGGUUAGUGCUAAGGAUGAAACAACUGGUAGCAAGAAUGGAAUCACCAUUACCAAUGAGAAAGGAAGACUCUCAAGUGCUGAAAUUAAGAGAAUGAUUGAGGAAGCUGCUGUGUUCAAGGAAGAGGAUAAGAAGUUCAAGAAAAUGAUCAAAGCAAAGAAUGCUUUGGAUUAUUAUGUUUACAGGAUGGAGAAAGCUUUGAAGGAUUUUGAUGUAAGCUCUAUGAUUUCACCUUCCGAAAAGCAGAGAAUUAAGGCUGCAUUGAGAGACGGAAAAAGUUUGAUUCAGAAUGAGCAUCAAACUGAAGCUUCUGUGUUUGAGAACUAUCUUAAAAAAUUACAGAACAUUACCAACCAAUAG